AUGAUCCGUCGGUUUUUGUACUUCACACUGAAUUUCGACAGGUUGGAUCAAACUUCGGUCCAUGUAUUAUUCUCCCUAUCGAUCCGACCGAAUGAGCACAUUGGAACUCUACGCUAUGAUCCCAAGAAAGCUAAGGUAGGACGGAUCGCACUACUGCCACCUUUUCGUCGAUUAGGAAUCGGAAAACAGAUGAUGCUCAGUUUCGAGCGACAGCUGGUAGAUGGUUUAUCAUUGAUAGAUCAGGCCCCAUCAUCCUUAUUAGACUCAAGCACUCCGACUCAGAUUCGCUUACAUUCCCAGAUACCCGUGAUUGGGUUUUAUUCUACAAUCGGUUAUCAACCUGUUGGGCCGACCUUUAUCGAGGAUGGUGCUCCUCAUCAAUUGAUGGUCAAACAGCUAGUUCCUUGUUAG
Molecule: messenger RNA, 411 nt
Organism: Puccinia graminis f. sp. tritici CRL 75-36-700-3
Lineage: Eukaryota; Fungi; Basidiomycota; Pucciniomycetes; Pucciniales; Pucciniaceae
Exons: 2
Coding region: 1-411 (136 amino acids)
Molecular function (GO): acyltransferase activity, transferring groups other than amino-acyl groups
Source: RefSeq, a predicted model, not a curated record